Ostreobium quekettii is the source of this 1548-nucleotide messenger RNA. Lineage: Eukaryota; Viridiplantae; Chlorophyta; Ulvophyceae; Bryopsidales; Ostreobiaceae. The record is from the annotation of a GenBank genome assembly.
AUGCCCACCAACCUGCUCGACAAGUUCGGGCUGGAUCGCAACCCCUUCACCGACCGCACUGCCGAGAAGACCAGCCUUCAUGAUGCGUCCCUGUACCAGCACUCCGACAUGCAGGGUUUCCGGCCCAGCGACCGCACGUACGUGAUCUUCGGGCGCCGCGGCAGUGGCAAGACGACGAUCCGGCUGCAGAUGAUGGCCGCGUAUAGGGCGCACAACGAGGCGGCGCAGGAGGCUGGGAAGUCCAGGGGGCACUUUGUGGUGGACCUGUGCCGCCCGGGGCACCUCACGGCGUGCCUGAGGGAGUUUCAGGAGCGAAUUGGGGCAAACCUGGAGAACUGGGAUGCCCAGUUUCAGGAAAAUUGGACCACGAUCGACAUGGUGGACUGCAUUCUGUCAUUUGCUGCAACAGAGCUUGUGAGCAGGAUCGUCAAGCCGGGCGGCAAGGGGCUGGAGAUGCUCAAGGCACUGAGGAAUGAGGGCCGCCGUGCAAAGCAGUUCCUGUUGCUUGCUCACCUCUAUGCUCGGACAGACUCUGCCGCACUCGCAUUCUUGCGGAAGAGUUUGAUCCCGCCCCCCUACACUACCAGUCAGAUGGCUGGAGGGGUGGGAAUCGGAAUGGCUGCGAUAGCUGGCACUACUAUUGUUGCCAACAGCCCGGGCAUCCAAGACGCGCUUUCAGGGCCAUUGGACCGCAUGUGGGAUACACUGACCCAGCAUCUGCCAGGCCUGGACAAGUAUCCCAAGCUGUACCUUGCUGGGGCUGGCCUUGCAGUGGCGGCAAGUGCCUGGGGCUACCUGCAGGCAGUAUCCAGAAGGUCAAUGAGGAGGGCAGAGGGUGUGCAACGGAGCAUCCGUGUUGUGAAGCAGCAGAGGCCCGAACUCAUUGGAUUGCUAUUGGGACAGUUGUUCACCCCAAGCGACACUGUCGACACUGUUAGGGAAAUGUACAUUGGCGUCAGUGCCCACCAGAAGCUUGACCUCCUGCAGGACCUGGUUAUGCUCAUGGGCUUUGAGUCCCUCACAGUCUUCGGCGAUUGCUUCGAUGAAGUCACUCUGCUGGACCCUGUGCUGUACCCUGGGGCCAUCAAGGUGUUUGCUCGGGAUGUGUGUCGAAACGACCUCCUCAACUUUGGGCGCUUGCACUUCUUCUUCCCCGAUUCCAGGCUGGCCCUCGACCUCAACACAGACAAGACUCUAAAAGAGGCGAGAUUUGACCGCCACUAUGUUCGCGACCUGGUAUGGUCUCGGCACCAGCUGGAGGAGCUCGCUGAGCGCAGGUGGCAGGCCUCCCAAGACGCAAACAGAGCAUCGGCCAUCGCCAUGGAGGGAUCAGAUCCAGAUAUGGGCUCAGAGACGACGUUUUCCGAUCUCUUCAAAAAGGUGCGCGGGGAAGACUUUUCCAGCUACAUCGCCAAGCUGUCCACCCCGCGCGAGCUGCUCAUGAUGAUGUCCGAGAUGUUCAGUCGCAUGGAGGCCCAUCCAGAUGGGGCGCUAACCGCUCAGGACAUGGAAAUUGCGGUGACCAAGGCGCUGGAACAGGCCGUCUGA